AUAAGAACAAUGAAAAUCACAUUACAUGAUAUACAUAACCUAAGAUUCUUACAAACACAUUAAGAUUUCUUGAUUUCUCAUUCAAUGUCAUCGCAGCUUUUAACGCUCUUUCUUCUUCUAUCUGCUGUUGCGAUCCCUGUCGUGACUAGCAGACAAUGGUGCAUGGCCAUGCCGAAUGCCACAGGAGAACAAUUACAAGCUAAUAUUGAUUAUGCUUGUAGCCAGAAUGUUGAUUGUACACCGAUCCAACCAGGUGGAACUUGCUAUGAACCUAACACGUUAUUAGACCAUGCGUCGUUUGCCAUGAACGCAUAUUAUCAAAGCCAUGGUCGUAUCGAAGAUGCUUGUAGGUUCGGCCGUACUGGUUGUUUUGUUUUCAUCGACCCAAGUAAUGGUUCAUGUAUCUACUACACUUAAAAAUAAGUAUGUUUAUGGAUUGCGUUACGUACUAAUUAUUAAUUUCCGGAUAGCUUUUGUUUUUUAUAAUAUUCGGAUGUUGUAUCCCCAAACUAAAGAUAUUUCAAUAUAAUGGAUGUUCAAUGCUCGUAGUGAUCUGAUAUAUAUUAUUGUAAUGUGAUUAUUAAGGCAUGAGAAUUUGAGAUGGUUGUGGAAUAAUGUCAAUUAUUGUUGAAACA
Messenger RNA from Arabidopsis thaliana (thale cress), 635 nucleotides. RefSeq names its product Carbohydrate-binding X8 domain superfamily protein. The record is from RefSeq and is marked reviewed. The transcript has a single exon. Lineage: Eukaryota; Viridiplantae; Streptophyta; Magnoliopsida; Brassicales; Brassicaceae. Bases 85 to 417 code for a protein of 110 amino acids. Gene Ontology annotation, cellular component: plasma membrane; membrane.